AUGGAUAUUAAUAAUAUUGAUAAUAGUAAUAAUAUGGAUAGUAAUAAUAAAAAUAGUGAUUAUAAGUUUAACCAAAUUCUAUUCGACGAAAUAUCAACAAUCAUUUUCGAUGUUUUAAAAGAAAAUAUUAAUACAGAUAGUGAAGCAUCCAACACAAAUAACAACUUCAUUAUAAAUAAAGAAUUAUUAAAUAAAUUAUUAGAAGAUGACCAAAUCAGUGAUGAUGAUGUAUUUUUUAAUAAUGAGCCAAAUUGUAAAGAUAUUUUUAAUUAUAAAAAUCCAGAGUUGUUUUUUGAUCAAUUAUCAAAUGGAGGUUUUUAUUAUCCACCAAAACCAUUUUAUAAACAUAUUGGAUUGGUAUUACAUAGCUGGGCAACAAUUAAAAGAUUUCCAAUACAAUUUCAACCAUUGUACGGUUUAAAUGAAGUAAAAAAAAGUGAACAAGAAAAAAAUAAUAUUUAUUUGGAUGAUAGUGGCAGCAGCGAUAAUAGUAACAGUGAUAAUGGUAAUACUGAUAAUAGUAAUAACACUAAUAAUGACAAUAAUGGUAAUAAAGAAGAAAAAAAUGAUAAUGAAGAUAGUCAAAAAAAUGAAAUGGUUUAUUUUGAAAAUUUAAGUGAUUCGGUUGUAGAUUUUAUAAAUAAUAAAUGGGGUAAUGGUAGUAAAGAAGAAAAAAAGGAAUUUAUUUUAAACUUUUUUAAAAAUUUAACAAAUAGAAAUUUACUUACAUUAUUUAGCAUUAGAAAAACUAAAUUAUCAUUGGAUACUGUGUUAUUACCAGGACCCAUUCAAUUAAUAAAAUCAAGUAAUUUAUUGAAUAUUCCAGGUUCAAAUUCAAAAUUGACAGUCUCUUCGAAAGCUUUAUCAAAGCAUUCAAUUAGAUCAAAAGAUUCAUUUUGGGGUAGCGAUAAAGGUCCUGAACUAGUUAAAAAUAAACGUUCCGAAUCUGUAUUAAUAAAAAUUUUAGCAGAGCCUGCAUGGAUAAAUAUACAUUUAUUACCACAUAAUAUACAAAUUAUAGAAAUUAGAAAUAUUCAAGGUUAUGGAUUACGUUGGUCUGCUGAUGGUACAUUUUUUAGAGGCUUUUUAGAGCCACAAAUGGAAGGUGGGCACGAAGUUGGUUGGAAGCAUUAA
Messenger RNA from Dictyostelium purpureum, 1134 nucleotides. RefSeq lists its product as uncharacterized. The record is from RefSeq and is a predicted model, not a curated record. The coding region runs from base 1 to 1134 and encodes 377 amino acids. The transcript has 3 exons. NCBI's taxonomy places the organism in Eukaryota, Evosea, Eumycetozoa, Dictyosteliales, Dictyosteliaceae.